CCUCCCUCCACAUCCUCCCCCCUCGCGCUCCCGCUUCCACGCCCCACACCUCUGCUGGCAUGUCUUCGUCCCGCUCUGCCACCGUGCAUGCGCUCUCUGGGCGCGUGCAGGGCCUCAAGUUCAUGCAGCGUGCGACGGCAGCGGCCAGCCGCUCCGCCGCAGAGCCCGCGUCGCAGGAUGCUCCCGCCACGCCUGGCCCCAGCCGCACGCCGGCCGUCGACUCGCCGCAAGCAAGCACGCCGGCGCAGCAGACCCAGCUUGCGGCCGACGACGAUGAGCACUGGGUGCUGCCGUCUGCAGGCGCGUCAGGCUCGGCGACUCCGUCUGCUGCACGCAUCCAGCACGAGCCUGCCUGGGACUCGUGGCUGCUCGCUUCGACCUCGGCGUCGCCAGCAGGCGCCGGCUCGCGCCGCACAUUCGGCUCCUGGGCGAGAAAGAAGAGCGCAGCUGCAGAGCAGGCAGCAGAGGAAGAGGAGAUGGACGAACAAGAGCGGGAGGGCAUGAAGAUCGUAGAGGAGCUGAAGAGCGAGCCCGUGCGUCGGAAGUCGAAGGAGAAGAAGCGCAGCGCAGCGCUGGCGGUCGAAGACGGCAGCACCUUGCCGCCAGGCUUCCUCAAGCCCGGCGACGCCGGGUCGCUGCGCAAGAGCAAGAAGGCCAAGCCGAGCUCGCCUGCAUCGAGCCAGCUCUCCAGUCAGGAGCAAGCGAGAUCCGCAGCCCGCGAGCGCAAGGAGCGCGACAUGGCAGGCAAGCAGGCAAAGUCGCGGCGCAAGGCCGGACUGGCAGUGCGCGACGGCGGCGAGGUGGGCAGCGAUGAGGACAUUGAUUUGGAUGGGUGGGAGGGCGAGGUGUAGGGAGAAUGUCACAGUCUAUGGCCACGGUAUGUGAUGUGAGGGGGAGUGGUGCGUCAGGG
This is a messenger RNA of Tilletiopsis washingtonensis, 910 nucleotides long. RefSeq lists its product as hypothetical. The record is from RefSeq and is a predicted model, not a curated record. Lineage: Eukaryota; Fungi; Basidiomycota; Exobasidiomycetes; Entylomatales. The coding region runs from base 60 to 851 and encodes 263 amino acids. The transcript is spliced from 2 exons.